Ustilaginoidea virens is the source of this 330-nucleotide messenger RNA. RefSeq lists its product as uncharacterized. NCBI's taxonomy places the organism in Eukaryota, Fungi, Ascomycota, Sordariomycetes, Hypocreales, Clavicipitaceae. The record is from RefSeq and is a predicted model, not a curated record. Bases 1 to 330 code for a protein of 109 amino acids. The transcript has 5 exons.
AUGUCGGCCAAAACUAAAUCCACUCGGGAAGCAUACGAUGGAUCGGUAACUGGCCAUGUCUCGGACAAUGUCAUCGACAGACACGUGACAGACACAGGACACAGCCAGAUAUCAUCGGGUCAUGAAGUCAAGACCGACGAGAACGCCAGGACCGUCGUACAGCCUCGUAAGGCCUCGUACGGCCUCGUACAGGCGCUCAUAUCCAUCAGCGGAUAUUCGUAUUCGAAACCUCCCAGCAUAACAGUCACCCAAAGAAAAGCUCGCUUCGGAACCAGAUCCCUCGUGCCGGCCGCCAGCAGCUCGUUCAAACUACUACUGGUCGCCACCUAA